Aspergillus fischeri NRRL 181 is the source of this 756-nucleotide messenger RNA. RefSeq names its product amino acid starvation-responsive transcription factor GCN4 (gene cpcA). Lineage: Eukaryota; Fungi; Ascomycota; Eurotiomycetes; Eurotiales; Aspergillaceae. The transcript has 2 exons. Gene Ontology annotation, molecular function: RNA polymerase II cis-regulatory region sequence-specific DNA binding; DNA-binding transcription factor activity, RNA polymerase II-specific. Gene Ontology annotation, cellular component: transcription regulator complex. The record is from RefSeq and is a predicted model, not a curated record. The coding region runs from base 1 to 756 and encodes 251 amino acids. Gene Ontology annotation, biological process: positive regulation of cellular response to amino acid starvation.
AUGUCGACCCCCAACAUCGCUCAAGAUAUGCCUGACUUCUUCGGUCUGCCCUCGAAUGACUUUGGGGAUGAUUUCGAGUUGAGCACUGAACCCACCAUGCUUUCUCCCAAUCAGAUCCCCACUGGCCUCAUGGCCGUCAAGGACUCUGUGGCAGGUGCCCCUUCGGGCACCAUCUCGCCCAAGGACUUGUUCAUGGAUGCGUCGGCACCUCCGUCGACCUCAUUCACUGAUCUCAGCACUCCUUCCUUUGAGUCUCCCGGCUAUUUCAGCCAGGACACUUCGCCCAUGUUCCCCACCGAUCUGGAGCUGGGCCCUGGCUCCGAGGAGUGGGGUCCGCUCUUCCCUGCUCAAGAUGACUUCUCGGCCUUCGACUCCGCCGCCUUGGAUGUUGCACUCGCUCUCUCCCAGCCCGAGACUAAGCCCGCAAAGGAGGUCUCUGUUCCUCCGUCUCCUGCGAUUCGCAACUCUGCUUCGCCCGCUCCUUCUCCUGCGCCAAGCAAGUCCGGUGUUAAGCACUCCACCGUCGCCGGUGUCAAUGCUCGUCAACGCAAGCCAUUACCCCCUAUCAAGGUUGACCCCAGCGACCCUGUCGCGUUGAAGCGUGCUCGCAAUACCGAGGCUGCUCGUAAGUCUCGUGCUCGCAAGCUUGAACGCCAGGAUGAGAUGGAGCGACGCAUCCGUGAGCUCGAGAAGUCUCUGGAAGAAGCUCAGCAGCGUGAACAGUACUGGAAGGCCCUUGCCCAGAAUAGGGGUUGA